AUCUGAGACGCGCACGCCAGUAGACAUCCGCUCCCAUUGUUGAAACUCCGCGGCGAUGACGCUUGAACGUUGAACAAUAUACCCUCGUAAACAUAUACUCAUCUUAUCCCGUUCAAUCUACACGUUAUAUUUGUCUGACUCGGAUCUCAGCAGUUCUUCCGCAUUCACGUUCCUUUAACUAAACGAAACGCUAGCCAGUCACGGUGGUACCAAAGAUCAUAUGUAUAGAAAUACCACUGAAACGCCAAGGUGCCAACAUGGCAGACAUUAAACACAUGUAACUCGUUCUCUGGUGUCCUCCCGCUAAAUGUGUGGUAUAUAUAAAGGCAAGCGUUUCAACAUGAGCUUGUUUCAAUUGCAAAGGCCCAAGUCGUCACUAACAGCCCCCCAAUUGACGUCGCCUUCACGGUUAGGGCCUGCCCCUGACCAAGAUUCAAUGCGAUCAAGCUUACAAUUACGUCUCGAGCACCUUGACCGAGUCUACUAUGAUAGGGUAGACUGUGUUUACAAAGAAGUGCAGGAAUCACGCGCCCUCAUGACAGAACUUGUCACUUGCCAAUCAAACAUCACCAUGGAGGAUGAGAGUACAUUGGAUAACAGUGUUGACUUCCAGGCAAUGAUUUAUGACUCUGACCCUCAGACCAUCAUGCCUCUUGCCCUAGAUGAGCUGAAUGCUAUUUCACCGUCGCUGACCUCGCCAGACCUCUCCGUCUUGGCAGAGUCGCAAGCAUUCCAAGGACAACCCUCGAACCUAGAGUACGGGUUUACUAGUACUCUGCUGGAGAGUCUUCCCAUCAGUAGACUUUCCCAAGACCUGUUGCUCACUGGCAGCUAUAGACUCGAUGUACCCGACUUCUCGCCUCAGUACGACACGUACUUUGAUGGAAAGAUGAUGUCCGAGUCCGAGUCUUCAGCAAGUCGCGACCAACAAUCAAGUCAUCCCAUUCAAGUUGCGAAGGCUGACCAAGUUAAAGUAAAAUGCACUUGGCCCGGAUGCUCAAAGGCUCUCAGGAAGGACAGUCUCGCCCGUCAUAUAAACGAGACGCACCAGCGGAAGGUCAAGGCCGUCUGCGUCUAUUGUGGAAAGAGGUUCGCGCGCCCAUAUAUGCUAAAGAAUCAUAUCUAUCGGGCCGAACGGAGAAUGUCCUAGAUACUGACAUAUUACGCACUCUAGAAUUACAAGUAUUGUAGCAGAACAGCCAAGCUAGCCAAGACCAA
Suillus discolor is the source of this 1218-nucleotide messenger RNA. RefSeq lists its product as uncharacterized. The record is from RefSeq and is a predicted model, not a curated record. The transcript has 4 exons. Bases 308 to 1150 code for a protein of 280 amino acids. Lineage: Eukaryota; Fungi; Basidiomycota; Agaricomycetes; Boletales; Suillaceae.